Messenger RNA from Amoebophrya sp. A25, 3294 nucleotides. The record is from the annotation of a GenBank genome assembly. Lineage: Eukaryota; Dinophyceae; Syndiniales; Amoebophryaceae.
UGUAACCAAGUACUACUACUGGCAAAUAACAACUGAUAGACAUCAACCUCAAUCGUUCAUUGAUAGGAGAAUACAGCCUUCAGGUAGUGUCUUUUCAACUUUAGUUUCUGAGAUAACAACAGGAGUCGCAUCUAGUCCACCUGCAUUAGUGUAUUCCCCGGCUAGUAGAAGACUUACUUGAAUUCUUGGGCCGACUGACAACAGAACAUUUACACAAGCCUCUGUAUGGUGCUCCUUCAUCUCCUUUAGAAGUCGCCGUACUCCAACUAGAAUAACUCUUUGUUCUAUCUAGAUCUAAAUGUUAAUCAGCAUUUUUUCUCUCAAGCUAACAUAAGCACCACAUCAAGCGUACCGUUCAAGAUCUAUCUUCGUGUAUCACCCUGUCCUUCACCGAAACGCGACCACUGCAAAUUCAGCGCCCCCAAGACCUUGAACAACUUUGUCUACUUCGCGAACCAGCACCAACUCAACGGCCACAAAUCGAACAAAGCGUGACCACAACAUCUCCACCUUGUACCCCGCAGAACACCACCACCACCACCACCAAUUCUGGCUGCACAUAUUCACCCGAGGAGGCAGGUCAAACUGUGGACGGUGAAUCAAAUCCUAUCCUAUCCUAGGAACGGAAAACGGCAAGAUGUCAGGUGGCGGCCAGCUACAGAUGGGACAAGUGUUCCCUGACUUUAUGUGCGAUACCACUCAUGGCCCCUCUACCAUGCAUGAUUUGUUGCGGCAGAGGGGAGGAUACUGGACGAUCCUGAUCUCGCAUCCAAAAAGCUUCACGAGCGUUUGUACUAUGCUUCACGAGCGUUUGCACUAUGAAGCCCUAUUAUCUUUCUGAGUGUUAGUUUGUUCUAUUGUUCAUGUCGUUAAUAGAGGAUAUAUUGCUAUCAUGUUGCGAGCACUACGACCGUAUCACGCCGAUAAGAUUCAUCACGAAGUCUACUGCUUCGGCGAUCGGAUAAGAAGAUUCAAAAACAAAAUCUUCGUGACCACAGGCACUAGCGAAAUUGGUACCGCAGCAGCAUGGUUUUCUUUCAAUACUAAAAAAUGACAGGCACGACCGAAAUCGGUACCGCGGUUGCAUGGAUGGGCGAGUUUGAGAAACGCAAUUGUCAAAUCAUCGGUCUUAGUUGCGAUCCGGUAGCGGAGUCGUUGGCUUGGGCUGGUGACGUAAUGCAUUUGUCUAAAAUCUACAGACAAAACCUGGAUCAACCCGAUAUUCAAAAACUGCUGAAGGUUAGGGCCGCUAAUGACCGUAAGUUUUAUAUAUAAGUACCCGAUAUUCAUUUAAACUGAUGAAGGUGAAGGCUAACGUUAACGACCGUAAGAAUUAUAUUUUAUGACAUUUAAUAACUUGCUAUACACUUAUUUCAAACGGAAAAGGUGCAGCCUGAGCCUCGAGGAUCUGUUAGAUGGAAAAUGCAACAUCUCAUCUUGAGAAGAUUCAUCUUGAGAGAGGGCACGUAGGUAAAGGAGUAGGUAAGAGGAAAAGACAAGUACUACGAAGAUGCUCUUCAAGAUGAUUUUACAGGUAACUACGUAGGCUCUAAGAAGGAAAGUGAUGCUCCUACUAGCUCUACUGGUAGUUCUGCAGAUGGUGGGAGUCCUGUGACGUUGCUAACUGCGGAGUCACCUGGUGGAUCGAAGACAAAGGCUCCUGGUGCGGACGACUUUUUAAGGGUCUUGGAAAUUCAUCCUCAGAGGCAUUUUGGAAACGUUAUCAAGAGGAAGACGUUUUCAAGAAGAUACGCUUCAAGAUGAAUUUGAAUAUAGGGAAGAAGUGCUUACUAAUUUGUGAUCCACUGAGUAGUUCCGGUGAUAGUGAUCCUUGCUUUGGAUGUGGGAAGAAGGAGAAAAAUUAUGAAGAAAGCUCUACUAGAAGAAAGCUCGACUACUAGAAGAAAGCUGUACUAGAUCUAGAAGAAAGGUCUGCUUCUAGAUGAAGAAAGUUCUACUAGAUCUAGAAGAAACCUCUACUAGAUGUAGAAGAAAGCUCUACUAGAAGAAAGUUCUACUACUAGAAGAUUGUACUAUAAAAGAGGCAGUUUUAUAACAAAAUCUUUUGCUAACUAGAUAGCUGCUGUUUAAGCGUCGAACCACAUAUCUUCUAAGAACAGUCGGAUUCUGGAUCCGGAUCGCAUGCAAAUAAGCCUGUUGGUGAAACCAAGACCAAGGAGGAACAGCGACAGGUUGCAACCAAAAAAGAAGAAAUGAGCACUACUACUACAACAAAUGCUUCGACCGGAACCGGAUCAAAGGACAUCAAGGAUGCCGAGGUAGAUACAUCAGCAAAGGGAGUGCUCUCAGCAGCUGUUCUUGUCGAGAAUGUCAACAGAGCCUCUUCUUCUACCACUAAAGAAGACAAGAAUAAUAUUAACAAGCAAGAAGAGAAAGAUGAGACGAUUAUGGAGAUGAAGGAUGCUGCUGGUGUCGUAGAGAAGAAAGAUAAAGAUGUUGUCCAUGAUGUUGAGAAAAGUAAGAUGUCAAAUGCAAGUAGCACUACAUCAACCUGCACCAACACCGCUGCAUGUAAGGUUGAGAACCACAAGGCUAGCGAUAAUGGAAACAACAAGAAUAAGACCCCUGCAGCCAAGUCCGAUGCUGUCGUAACGUUACCAGCUAUCGCGACGGAUGCGAGCAAGUCUGCCAGUGCCCCGGCGGAAGUCGCAGCAUCGUCAGCAUCAGUUUUAUGUGCAUAGUCGAUUCAAAGUGAUAAAUCAAUACGAAGAACCUCAUGAUUUGUCAAAUAUACAGGUCAAUCAAAAAGGAGGUUUCAUGAUAGGGUUUCAUCAUUCAUACGAUCCAGAAGCGAACGAUAUGAAGCACGAGGUCACGUCGCCGCCUGGUGUCAAGUCGUCGCCAAGCUUCCAAGGGCGCCUUGCCCGCGCAGCCUCGCCAGAAGUCUCUCCCGGUGCCUUGGCAUCUCCAAGAGUCGCAACAGACAAGAAAGACUCGAACUCGGUGAAGGACAAGAACGACGCGUCUCCUGAGAAAAAUCUAAAAAUGCGUGAUGACAUGGAGGUCUCCCAGGCUUCAAAAAUCUACAAAACGAGGGAAAUUCCGCAGGUUCUAGUUUCUUCAUUUUUUUUUAGGUGUACUAGGCGCAUCAAGCUGAUGUUUUUCUUAGUUUUUGUCCUAUGUAAUAUCACAACUAACGGCAAAAUAUUUUCAUUCAAAAUUAAUCAUAUUCAUAUUCUUCUUUCAUCAUGAUCUUGAUCUCCCAGGACGAUGAAAAUGGCGUGACUCCUAGAAAUCGUUCUUUUACGCUAGAAGAAGCCAUGCGUGCCAGAG